Messenger RNA from Cajanus cajan (pigeon pea), 1449 nucleotides. RefSeq names its product Transmembrane amino acid transporter family protein. Gene Ontology annotation, biological process: amino acid transmembrane transport. Gene Ontology annotation, cellular component: vacuolar membrane. The record is from RefSeq and is a predicted model, not a curated record. Gene Ontology annotation, molecular function: L-amino acid transmembrane transporter activity. NCBI's taxonomy places the organism in Eukaryota, Viridiplantae, Streptophyta, Magnoliopsida, Fabales, Fabaceae.
UUUGCUUCAGGAAGUGAUCUUUUCUUCAAAUUAAAUAUCAUCGUAAGUUUAUUAAUUAGCAUGAUGAUGAAAUCCUUAUGGAAAAGCCUUCAACAGAAGUGUAUGAAGCAAAAGAGUGAAGUUGACGAUAGUAGUGUGUCAGUGCAUGGUGAUGACUUGGUUGUUUUGCCGCCAAAUUGCAAUUGUUGCAUAGAGGAAAACAAAGAAUGUAACUGUGACCACGUUAAUGCCGCAGAAGAGCGUGAUGAUAACGCCAACAGUUCUUUUACUCAUGCUGUCAUCAACAUGGUGGGGAUGCUCAUAGGUCUAGGGCAACUAUCAACUCCAUAUGCAGUACAAAAUGGAGGGUGGUCCUCUACAUCCUUGCUUGUGGGACUAGGGGUGAUGUGUUCUUAUAGUUCUCACAUACUUGGAAAAUGCCUCAAAAAGAAUCCCAAGUUAAGAAGUUUUGUGGACAUUGGUAAGCAUGCAUUUGGAGCGAAAGGAAGAUUAGUGGCUUCAACAAUCAUCUACAUGGAGAUCUUCAUGGCCCUUGUUUCCUACACCAUCUCAUUACAUGAUAAUUUGAUCACAGUGUUUUUGGGGACAAAUUUGAAGCUGCACUUGCCUAAUUUUUCUUCAUCUCAGCUCCUAACAGUGGUGGCAGUCUUUAUUUCCAUGCCUAGUUUGUGGAUCAGAGACCUUUCCUCCAUAUCUUUCCUUUCAAGUGUAGGUAUUCUCAUGUCUCUACUCAUUUUCUUGUGUGUUGUAGCCACUGCACUUUUAGGUGUUCAUCCCAAUCAUACCAUACCUGUCCUCCACCUCCGUAACAUUCCAUCAGUAUCUGGCCUUUACAUCUUCGGAUAUGGAGGACAUAUUGUGUUCCCUGAUUUAUACAAGGCCAUGAAAGACCCCUCCAAAUUUACAAAGGUCUCUAUUGUGAGCUUCGCAGUAGUUACAGCAGUGUAUACAACAUUGGGGUUCAUGGGUGCAAAAAUGUUUGGUAAUGAUGUAAAGUCUCAGAUCACACUCAGCAUGCCACCAGAGCGCAUUGUGACAAAGAUUGCUCUGUGGGCAACCGUGGUGACACCAAUGACCAAAUAUGCACUUGAAUUCACACCAUUUGCAAUUCAGCUAGAGCAUGCACUUCCAAGUUCCAUGAGUGGCAGGACCAAAAUGAUAGUUAGGGGCUGUGUUGGUUCAUUUUCACUUUUGAUCAUCCUAACCCUUGCUCUGUCAUUUCCAUAUUUUGAGCAUGUACUUAGCCUCACUGGUUCCCUUGUUAGUGCGUCUGUUUGUUUGGUUUUGCCAUGUGCUUUCUACAUUAAGAUAUGUUGGGGUCAGAUUUCAAAGCCUAUCUUACUCAUAAACCUCUCUCUCAUCAUAUUUGGCUUUAUUCUUGCCGUCAUGGGUACCAUUUCCUCAUCACAGUUACUUCUGAAGAAUUUUCAGUUACAUCACUCAACUUGA